AUAGCGUCCUAAAUGACAGUGAGGCAUUUUCACGUUGUCAAACUCACAGUGGGUGUGUGGGAUUUAAAGUGAUUUACAAAAUAUAGACGAGGAAAUAUGUCGGAGUUAACGAAGAAAACAGACGAGGAUGUAAUUGAGAAACCACUUCCCCCUAACUGGAUUUUACAGCAUCCAAUGGUAAGUGCCAAAUGCGAUCAACAAACAUAAUGACCUAGCUAACGUUAGGCAUGAGCAACAAUAAUAACUGAUGCAGUACUAGCUAACGUUUUAAACUUUUACCCUCAUGCUCAUAGUACCAUCAUCUGAUAAACCUAGAUGUUGGAGACAGUGCUCAAGUGCAUGCAGCUUUCUUGGUGUACCUGGAUCUUGCUGAAGGUGAGUUAACCAUUAAUUGGAUCCACAAUCAACUCUGUUUUGCAUCAUCACAAGCUAGCUACUAGACCUUUCAGGUGAGUGCUACCGUAGCUCUCGAGAACCCAAGGGGGCUUACAGCCGGCCCCACUUUUGGGUUCUCAGCUGAAGGUAUGGAGGACAGCUGGCUCAAUGUGAACUACAAUCCCGACGCUCUGUUUUAACGUUUCAAAAUGCUUGCAAUACGGUUUUGGAAACAUUUGUAACUUAACUUUCAUACCACCAAGAAAUAAUCUUUCAAAUACAAAAGAUACACAUACUGUACGGAGUUUAGCAAAGUGACACCCGGCUGUAAGAGCCUCCAGCCGAUAUACGACACAUCCUCUCCCCUUGCGCUCACAUUUCCAUUGGACCAUUCCAUUCCACAUUUCCGGCCAGAAGUAGGUGUUACUCCUUGAUCACACCGACAGUCGAUUUUGCAACCAAAGUUCAACAUUCACCUUCUGCUACCAUUUCUGUCAAGCACUCUACGCAUACAGUUUGACAUAGGUUCGAUAAAUCCAACGUAUGCACCACACACUGCAAUUGCCUCUACAACGCAACACUGCAGUGUAAACGCAAAGUUCCAUUGGAAAUGAAUGUACUUCUGGUGUACCAAAAUGCAAUAAUGCGGUCAGUGUGAUCGAGGCGUUACUCAAAGCACAGUCGGGUGCAACUUUGCUAAACUGUGUGCAGUAAGUGUAUCUUUUGCAUUAAAAUAAAAAUAUUUCUCACUCAUAUGAAAGUUAAGUUCCACAUGUUUACAAAAUCAUACUGUGGGCGAGGCGUAUUUGCGUUUAGUCAGAGCAUUUGGGUAGCGUCGGGGCGUUUCCCUCACAAGGCAAAAGGGGACAUGCAAUGACCCAAUGCAAUGGAAUCAGGGUCAUGAUAAGGGCUAGUGCUACAGAUGACAUCAGUUGGAUAAACCUACCUAGGCUACAUAAAAUGUCAACUAAGUUCUUUACAAUGACAACCUAUUAUUCGCCAGGUGUACCAAGUGUAUAGCUAGCUACGUAUCAUGCUCCUGACUGUGCCCACAUUAGCUAGCCAGAAAGUAAUCUCUGUCCUUUCCACUCCAGUGCGUCAAUGGAAGGAGGUGAGUGGAGUGGGGUGCUCUGAGCUGCGACUGGUGUUGCUGGAGGGACGGGAGAAGGAGGGAGAGCCCGCUCAGACGGUGCUCCCACUACCUGUACACAGAGGCCUGAGCCACAGAAGGUGAGAGAAGACUGGGUCUCCUUAUUGAAUACCCACUCCGCUAUAAGACCUCCAGAUGCAUUUAAAGGAAUUAAUUUAAUGUACAAAAAGACAACAGACUGAUGCUAUGCUACGCUACAGGGUUGCGUUCAAUUCCAUUUAAAUUCCAGUCAGUUCAGGAAGUACCCUACUUUUUAAUGAGGAAUAUUUGGAAUUUGUUUUACUGUCCGAAUUGACUGUCAUUGAAAUGGAAUUGACCCAACAUUAGAUUACGCCACAAAUCAACAUUUUGCAACACUUGCGGAUAAUGAACGCAGCCGGCUCCAAAGAAUGUAGGCGAACUGAAACUGGAGUGUGAUUACUGUGUAUUUUCUUCAAUGUAAGAUAAUUUCUUUACACAUAUCUAUGAUUUGGUCCAUCUCGGACCUCUUCUCCUCCCUCUCCCAGUGUGCGGUCAGUGCUGGCCAGAGGCUCACCCAUGCUGCUGUGUGUGGUGGCGUCUGACUCCAGCCUGGUCUACCAGAGGAUGUGUGACGGCCUGCUGACCCCUGACCCCCCAGUGGGCAUCCAGGACCAGGGCCGCCGGCAGCACCGCAAAAGACGCCAGCAACAUUGAACCGCAGAAGAACCACAGUGAACGUUAGUAGACCACUAUGGUCUGAACUCUGCAGUGACCAGGAGACAACCACAGACUGAAUGGCAGGCUGUUGUGGUCUCGUAAUGAUGAACCAAAGUGCACCCGGGAUACUAUUUAUUUAGAAUUUGCCAGUGUCUUCCUACCUUAAAAUUGGCAGGGCGUGCCUAUCUUCGUUGCUCCCUUCCCGAACUGUUUUUGGGAACCUGGGCAUAGUGACUUUCAUAUGGCUCAACAGCUAGCCUACAUUAAGUAUGACAGACACUGAGAGACUGCGUAAAGAGAAAUGACAAAUAUUACGAUGGCUGUAACUACCUUUACAAGGUGCUACAGUCUCUGUGGGCCAGAGGGUUUGUGUUAUAGCUUCUCGGACAAUUGACAGACAAUCGAUCAUCAGACACUGGUUUGCAAUUGGACAUAAACUUGCCAGAGAGGAUACAUAAGUUGCAUUGAAUUAAAUGUCCAUACAGUACAUCCAUGAAGCAAUACAUGUUUAUGUAGCAGACUGCAGUAGGCUACUUACAUAUGGCACCACUCAGAACUCGUUCAGCUGGUUAUUGUUAAUGUAACACUGUUUUGUUUCGUGAUGACUCCAUACCCAUUUACUUUAAAUGCAGUUGUGAUUUUUUUACUGUAGAGGGCAGCACGAAAGCUACCAUGAAUGCCUCAUUGAUAUCAUUGCUACGCCAUCAUUUGACAUUGACAGAUAAAGACUACAGUAAACACAAUGUUGGCUGUGCCUGUGCAUUGUUAGGUAAUAGUAACAACACAAGGACUGUAUGAGCAACCAUUUUGUUUUGACAAAUUAUAUUAGUGACCUGAAAACACGUAUUAUUUUACUAGAAAAACUAAAAUUGAAAAUGAAAAACAAACAAGCAAAAAUGAGCAUGACAACAAAUGCGAAGAGCACUACAUAAUCUGGCUAUGCUCCUUAUACAGUAUAUUGUCUUUAGAUUUAACACUGAUGUGGUCUUACUAACAGGUAAGAACAGAUACUGACAGCAGGGUGCUGUGUGUGUGUGUACAACAAAGCCUAAUGAAGAGGUAGGCUCGACUACAAAACGACAAUGACUAGAACACUUCAACCCUGAGCAUUGACAUUAAACAAGAAUACCCUACAUGGUAAAGUAAGGAGACGUAGGCCAACUAUGAGUCACAUACAGUGCAUUCGGAAAGUAUUC
Coregonus sp. 'balchen' is the source of this 3399-nucleotide messenger RNA. The record is from the annotation of a GenBank genome assembly. NCBI's taxonomy places the organism in Eukaryota, Metazoa, Chordata, Actinopteri, Salmoniformes, Salmonidae.